CUGUGGUUUUUGGUUAUAUUUCUGGUUGGUGAGUUUCGUUUGCGCGAAAACUGCAUCAAAUAUCAAUCAUUAUUACAAUCGCAAUCCAAUAUACCCUGAUCUUUGGAAUUCGAGAAAAAUUCAAUAAAUUUUACUGUGCAUUCUACGAAGUUAUACAUUAAAAAUGGCUGGAGAGGUAGUAGUGGAUGCACUGCCAUAUAUUGACCAAGGAUAUGAUGAUCCAGGAGUUAGAGAAGCGGCAUUGGCUAUGGUGGAAGAAGAAUGCAGAAGAUACAGACCAACAAAAAAUUAUUUAGAAAAUGCAGGACCUGAACCAAGCACAGCCUUUGAGACUACAGCUGUCCAGCGAGAAAUGGAACGAGUACAGCAACGACUGCCCAUGGAACCACUGUCUAUGAAAAGGUACGAACUGCCCCCGCCACCGGCAGGACGCCUGGGCGAGCCCACGGCGUGGGCGGAGGCGGUGGACAACUCCCACGCUCAGCUCUCACACCAAGCUACCAGGGUCUUGAAUCUGGAGCUACAACUGCAAUACAGCACAGAAGCGUGGAGGUCCUACUUGAACAUCCUACAAGCGCUGGUCACCUCUUCGCAAAAUAUACACACACAGUUAAGAAAACAAAUAGCGGCAGUGAACUGGGAGCGCAAGCGGUCGCAGACAGCGAGCGGCGCGCGGCUGCGCGCGUUGCGGCGACGCUGGGCACAGCUCGUGUCCGACAACUACCGCCUGGAGCGCGCCAUCAUGCAGCUCGAGAUACAGCUCGAGAAGGCCAAAGGACAAGCGAUAGCAGACGACGAGACUCCCGACAUGGACAUCGAAGCUGUCAAGAAUCUGCCGGACAAGCUCAACUCUGACACUGAGAAAGAAGUACAAAAGAAAAUUGAGGACAUGUUCGCUGAUUAAAUAAAUGAAAAAUAAUACGUUUACCUAGAAUAUUUAAUAAUAAAUAAAUAAUAAUUAAUGUUAAGAAUA
Messenger RNA from Maniola jurtina (meadow brown), 973 nucleotides. It is a transcript of the gene BCAS2, whose product is annotated as pre-mRNA-splicing factor SPF27. Gene Ontology annotation, cellular component: precatalytic spliceosome; Prp19 complex; catalytic step 2 spliceosome. The coding region runs from base 164 to 904 and encodes 246 amino acids. Gene Ontology annotation, biological process: mRNA processing. The transcript has 5 exons. Lineage: Eukaryota; Metazoa; Arthropoda; Insecta; Lepidoptera; Nymphalidae. The record is from RefSeq and is a predicted model, not a curated record.